This is a messenger RNA of Phyllotreta striolata, 438 nucleotides long. The record is from the annotation of a GenBank genome assembly. NCBI's taxonomy places the organism in Eukaryota, Metazoa, Arthropoda, Insecta, Coleoptera, Chrysomelidae.
AUGCUCUUCGUAUUUUCCUCUAUGUGCGGAGUGACCCUGGUCGCAUCCAAAUUCAUCAUUUACACUCAGCAGCUCAAACUAGCUUCGGGAGGAGACAAUUCGAGCAGCAUCGCGGUCAUCGAGAAACCCUUGCCCUACGUUGUGUGGCGACCGGUGGACGAAACCGCUCAUUAUUUCAUAGCUUUCUUCAUCGACGUUCUCUCGGCGAUUAUCGGAUGCACUUUCAACACGGUCACUCAAUUGAUCAUCUUCUCUAUACUGACGUUUAUCGCCGGGCAAUUGGAGAUACUCCAACAGCGGUUUAGAAACUUGGGAUUCCUCUGCUCCAAAGCGGGCACUUUUGAUGGAAAAUUCGAGGUACUGAAAAAACUGAUUUUGGAACACCAACAACUUAUAUCAUAUGUAGAAAACUUGGAUGAUAAUAUGAAGUACAUCAUG